AUGGGUGGCUUCGGCGCUUUCCCUUCUACUCCAUUGUAUUGUGACAUCCUCGCCUUUACUAUGACCGAACUUGAAAAGGAUCAGAAUCAAAAGAAUCCAUCACCAAACGAGAAGGAAUCAUCAAAUGACUCGAUAAAUUCAUCGGAAAAACCUGUGGCGAAUGGCUCCGGUGAUGCUGCGCCAUCCGAUGAUGCUGAUGACGACAGCAGAAAACUUUUCGUCGGAGGUUUGCACUGGGAAACGACAGAAAAUGAUUUAAAAGAGUAUUUUUCCCAGUGGGGCAGAGUAACUCAAUGUAUAAUAAAGCUUGAUCGAUACACUGGUAACUCCAGGGGCUUUGGAUUUGUCACCCUUGAAAGUGAAGAAUGUGUUUCUAAAGUAUUGGCUGUGCACGAACACAAACUCCGCAAUAAAAAAAUUGACCCAAAGAAAGCAAAGCCCUCUCGCGAGCCCCUUAAAAAAAUUUUUGUUGGCGGCAUUGAUCCGGAAGUUAAAGAAGAAAAAAUAAAGGAAUAUUUUAGUCAGUUUGGAAAAGUGGAAUCACUAGACUUGCCCUUUGAUAACACUAAGGGCAAGCGCAAGAGCUAUGUAUUUGUCAGCUUCGCAACCGAGGCAGCUGCAAGAAAAGCUAUUGCUAAAGAACGGCAAGAGAUAUUCGGGAGAUUGUGUGAUGUAAGAGCUGCCGUUUCUCGUGAGCAGGCCAACAGACAGAAAGGUACUUAUUUUAUUCUAAUUGCCGUAGUUUUGAAACAGUGGUAUAGUUGGCUUGAACCCGCUUUUGGCUUUGCCAAUAAUCCUUAUGGGGACUUUGCUUAUCAAGGAUUCGAUCCUUUUGGAUUGGGAUACUACAGUCUCGAUUUGUACAAUCCCGCGGCCGCCGGCGCUUAUGCUCCUGGUGCAUUUCCUCCAGCAUUUAAUCCUAAUGUAUAUAGGCCUAGUGGUCCACCUAUUGGUGCAUACGGCAAGCCAAGUCCAAUACCAGUUGGUAGUGGUGUUGGAACACCUUCUGCUGGGCGUGCACUUGGUAAUCGAGCCAUGAAUCAAAUUUCAAAUCAUCACUCCAACCAGUCUGUUGGUCUCGGAGCUAAUCUACAUCUAAAUCAGUCCAACAGUGUACCUAUUGGAAAUGGCCACUAUAGUGCUUCCUCUGGUCAACAGAACUCCGACAUUUCUGGAACCGGUCCAGGAGCUGGGUCCACCACCAGCAUGGUUGCUGCUGCUGCUGCCGCUGUUGCAGAUUAUUCAUCCGCCCAGCAGCAACAACAGCAAGGUGUGGCUACCGCCUAA
Messenger RNA from Protopolystoma xenopodis, 1287 nucleotides. The record is from the annotation of a GenBank genome assembly. NCBI's taxonomy places the organism in Eukaryota, Metazoa, Platyhelminthes, Monogenea, Polystomatidea, Polystomatidae.